AUACAAGCUUUUGUGCAUGCCGCGCCACGCAAGCGAGCACGUAGUAAAUAAAUGCAAUUGCUGCAUGCACAACAUAACACGCGACCAAUGUAGGCCAGAAAGGCCACGUUCCAAACUGCACAUAUUGAUGAAGUGGGAGCACACUCAAUUCUCGUAUUUGCUGAUAGAUUGAUAGUAAACAUUCAGCCCACGAACGUCUGACGGUCAAGAGAAAACACUGAUCUGGAAGUUGAUGCCAUAAAUUCAGUCUUUACGUCAGUAAACUUUGGUUCUGUCGACGGUUUUUGGAGAGUUGUAUCGCGGGAGUACGGACUCGGAGUUGUUGGUAGAAUUAGAGAAAGAGAAUUGUGCUGACUCAACUUCACAUGUUCACUAACUUGUUUCAGGCGGAAAUUCCACCAAACGAUCCCGAGAAGGGCAGCGACAGAUUUGUUGUAUCUUCGGUGAAUUGCCACAUUGUCCAUGUUGUCGGUAAUUUCACUGUCAUCAGGCUUGGAACCUUGAACUUUGAAGUUGAGUUUUCAAGGCAAGCCAGUUUCAUUUUCAAGGCGGAAACUCCAGAUGUUCGGAACGUGGGAUAUUUUACGACCACGCCGUUGCUGGGUUGUAAACGCAGCCGGCCGUGAAUGAACUAGAGGCGAACAGCUAUAUGGAAAUUGACCGGGCUACCAGGAGGAGCUGCCUUCACUGAUGUCUUGCCUAAACUGCAGAACAAUGCAGGUGAUAUUUCUCAAGAUCCUGAGUUCCUCCGCGGCCAUUGUGGCCACCUUCAUGACACUGAGUACAUUACUUAUGAUGAACCUCUUAAAAAGUAAUCCGCAUCAUGUCAGCGAGUACGGCAGCAGUUUCAGAAAUGGCCGUUACUCAUCAAGUUCUUCUAGCAGGCAGAUCAUGACAGUCCCCUAUGUUGAGGAAAACACGUUGAGUGCCUUCGAUUCCUUGACAGUGACGGUUUGGAAUCCUCGCGAUUACCGGGACAUCUUUGUGCCCUCCCCUGCUUGCAAGCCGAACUUGCCUCUUAUGAUUUUGGUCACAUCCGCCCCAGAGCACUACGAAAGACGGAAGGCGAUCAGGGAGACCUGGGCUCGGGAUUGGUUGGACCCCAACAGCACGGAAUGGAGGACGAUUUUCCUGAUUGGAAGGACUCCAAACAACCCAUCGCUCAAAGAGUCUCUUAAAAAAGAAAGUGCCGUGCACGGCGACAUCUUGAUGGGAAAUUAUCUCGACACCUACAGGAACCUGACGUUAAAAGUCCAGCACGGAAUGAGUUGGGCCCUUGAAACUUGCCGGCCACAGUUCUUGCUCAAAACGGACGACGACUGUUUCGUCAACUCCAAGAUUCUAACAAACUUCCUGAAGACCAACAACCAACAGCGGACAAAACUGUACGCUGGAUUCUCCAUCAGGAACCUGGAAGUUGUCCGGGAUCCAAAGAGUCGUUGGUAUGUUUCUCAGGAGACGUACCGGCCGUCGCGGUACCAACACUAUGCCAGUGGGACCGGUUACAUCCUGUCACUGGACGUUCUGGAAGCUAUGGUCAGUGCUGCCCAGUACGUCCAGCCAUUCGCAGCUGAAGAUGCCUACACUGGCUUACUGGCAAGCUACACUGACACGCCACUCUUAGACUCGGCACGCUUUGCUCUCAACAAUGUCAACUGGCGGCUCUGCAACUACCUGUUUCUCCUGGUCGUGCACGGCGUUACCCCUGACCAGCAAAUUCUUGGUUUGCGCAAUUCCAUUGAAUCCCAUGACAAGUGCCACGGAGAGUCUGAGGCAACAGAUUGGGAAUAAAAUCCAAUUUAACAUCAACAGAAUCAAUCUUCCGAGCGCAAGUAAACAGUACACCCUGGAAAAUUAAUUUAUUGUAAUUAUAUUGAGGCCGCUAUACUCCAUUGAAAUUCUCAUUAUUACAACAUUUUGCCGUUCUCACAAAAUAUUUUAGAAAAUGAUCAUUUGAUUAUUAAAAUUCAAAAAACUUCCUGUAGACAUGUCUUUAUCAAAGACUUUUGACGUGGUUUAUUUAUUGAAUUCAUCCUAUAUUAAUUGGAAAUUGCUGUACAGAAAAAUGCUUCAAUUUCUCAGAAUACGUAUGAUUUUUGUUGAAAUAUUUCUUGCGAUUUGUCCAGCAAGGUAAUCUGAAUAGGACCUUCAAAAAUAUGGUGCACAGAUUUCAAUUCAAUUUACCAAUGCAAAGUGAAUUCAUAGAAAGUACAAUAAUGUAAUGAUAAAGUAAUAGAAAAAGAAGAAAUUAACACAAUUUUCAAACAAAUAAUUAGAUGCAAAUUAAUUAAAUUAAGGUAAAUAAAUAGGAAAAAUGAAAAAAGAAAGAGUAAUAACGUGAAGGAGAGUACGAGGCUCUUAUCGCAUAAGCCAAGAAUGUAGAUGGAACAUAUUAUUAUACUCCUGAUCAUUGCAAAAUUAGUUUGGCCAAUUAAUGGGAAAAAUAUAAUAGUAAAAAUUCACUCAAUCUGUCUCAAACUACAUGUAUGGCCAAAAAAAUGUAGAGUGAAAUUCAAGGCUGGUUCAUACGUUACACAAAUAUGAAUGCGAAUUUUGUGACAUCAACGAUUGAAGUUUCGUCGCGACAUUUGCUGUUUCCCUAACAAAUUCGCUUUGUUGGAAUUCGUGUGAGGUAUCAACCAGCCUUCAUUCAAUCAAAAAAAGGGUGAAUUUUAUUGAGUUUCAACUGAAUUGAUUCCUUUUCUAAGUAUUUCAAUCAAGAAUUUGAAAUUUCAUUAUCCCCUUCAGGAGUACAGUUGUUUUCAUCUUAGAAUAAAAACUAGCAGUAAUAACAUAAUCUUAGUUAUCUUGGGUGUACUGUUAUUUAAGUGCAUGCUGAUGUGAAUAUUUUCUCUCCAGAGGUUUUUUUGUUUUACUUGCCUCCUAUCAAUGCAACUUAUGCCAAGUCAAUGCAAAAUUCAUAAGGUUCACAAGAGUCGUAUUUUUGGACAAACAAUUUCUGGUUUGCGUAUAUGCUGCGUAUUAGAUAUCAGAGGAUGUCUUUGUUUAUAUUAAAAUUUGUAACAAAAUUCUUAUAUUAUCAAAAAGGUUUGUUUUGGUUUUUUUUUAGUUGCAAUCUUAGUCUUACCCAACCUGUGACUUUAUCAUUUCCUACUUUAUCAUUUCCUAACCCUAGCGCCCUUGAACAAAGAUAUUCACAAAAGGGGGAACCACCAACAUAGGGCUGGAUGGCUCAGUUGGUAGAGCACCGUAACGGCAGUCCGGAGGUCUGAGUUUCAAACCCCACUCCAGUCAAUUUCUUUGUUCAACUUUUAAAAAUUUUAAUCAUUAGAUUGUGGUUUAUUUGAAAUUGCCUAAAUUUGGGUUUUUUUUCUGUAAAAAAAGUAAUCUUCCAUUUUAAAGUUCAACUUGGUUUUAUUCCAUGUUCAUUCACUUGUCCAAGUUACAUGAACAAGGGUUUGUUAGAAACAGAUUUGUUUUAAAUUACUGAUUUCUCACUCUCCUGUGCAGCUUGGCCAGUGCUUCCAUUCAAGGCACUUCAGUAUUUCAAAAAUCUGAAAUAACUUGUAAUGCUGCGCAAAGUCACAAGAUACGAUAAAGUUUCAGGCGUGAUCUUUAACCAAGAGUUUUUGUUGAAACUUAAAAAAUAAUUAAUUAAAUAAAUAAAUGAAUCUUUAAUUGCUUUUGGAAAAUGUACCAGGAAAUCUGUCACAUCAUCUGGAGACUAAGGAAAUUUUUUUUCUAAGUUCCUUAAAUUUUGAAAUUGAAGCGCAGUUUAUUUCAUAGAAAAACAUUCAUGAAAUGUUCCAAAAUUUAUUGAUCUGUCAACGCUGUUAAGUGUUAAAGAUGUUUUUAUUAUUGGAUUUCAUUACAUAUUCUUCAUCUAGGCUUUCUGACUUGUUUGAUGCAUGUGCCUGUUGACAUUAAUGUUAACAUUCGGAACAGACAGGGUGUAUGUACUAGGCUUGGGCGAAUCCAUGCCAAUAUCAAAUACAAUCGACUCCAACUUCGGAAUCAGAAUCGCGAUUCCACUUUUUUGAGGAAUCAAUUCUCUGAUGUAGCCGAUUCCACUCAUUCCAGUACCCCAAAAUGAACAAUGUGUUUUCAGAAAGUUGAAAAUUUCAAAUAUAGACGGGGGAAAAACGGAACUUUUCCUUGAAAUAGACAAAUUGAACAUUCGUGAGGAAGAAAAAAAUUAACAAGUUGAAAAGCCCGAUGACAACUACAUGUAUAAGUUUAUUCCAGUGUUCAAAGUAAUGUGUUUACAAGCACAAAAAAUGCAAUAAUAGUGCACAUAUUGUGUGCUUUAUGUAUGUACAAUUCUGUGCCCUAACUACUGUGGAUUCUCUUAAAAGCAGCCAAUAUUAGUUCUGAGCAGAAAAUAUUUUCUUUAUAGAAUUAAUUAAAGAAAAUAGCCAAGAAGCUAGUGAGUUUUACCGAAGUUACAUUGUUGCACAAUAUUGCACCCACAAAAAUGUGUAUUUGUUUAGAAAAGACAUAUCAUUGAAUGUAUUAAAUGUACAUGUCAACUUCCAGUUUGAAAAACUAAUAUGUACAUUUGUACAUGUAUGUAUAUGAAGACAAUAGAUCUCAUUUUUUUUUUUUUUUUUAAAUUCUCCGUUAAUUAACUUAUCGUGUACAGUAGCAUUUACUGCGCUAUCUUUGCAUUUUCCCACAUGCGAGGAAGUUCAAAUGUAAAAGGACUUAAAAUGUAAUACAUGUAACAAUGUGAUCCUGAUAUUAUUUAUGUGCAUUAUUAUAAACGAACAUCGCAUAAGAAGUCCCUCUUUUAAUAUGUCAUUAUUGGGAAACAAGGUAUGCUUUUCAUGUAAAGUGUAAAUGUACCAAACUAUAAAUAAAUUGCGGUGGCAUAUUGUUUGAUUUUGAAAGAAAGAAA
This is a messenger RNA of Patiria miniata (bat star), 4858 nucleotides long. Its product is annotated as beta-1,3-galactosyltransferase 5-like. The record is from RefSeq and is a predicted model, not a curated record. Gene Ontology annotation, cellular component: membrane. Bases 691 to 1791 code for a protein of 366 amino acids. The transcript has a single exon. NCBI's taxonomy places the organism in Eukaryota, Metazoa, Echinodermata, Asteroidea, Valvatida, Asterinidae. Gene Ontology annotation, molecular function: N-acetyl-beta-D-glucosaminide beta-(1,3)-galactosyltransferase activity.